GCUUGUAAGAAGCCGAACGACCAACAACCAUCAUCGUUGCUCACGAGAUGCCGUUGUCCGUCUCAGCGUCGGCUCUCCCGUCUUUUCGGAAGCAGCAUCUUCUCGUCGAGUUCUCCCGUCUGCGCUAUGCACAGCUUGAUGGCAUUUUCUUGAGUAUCACACCUGGCGACCCGUCACUGUGGUUUGGUGUAAUAUUCGUGCGAAAAGGACCAUACGCGCCCGCAGUCUUACGCUUCCAAAUAUCUUUUCCACCCAGCUAUCCUGCCAUACCACCCCUCGUGACCUUCUCUACCGAUGUCUUUCACCCGCUGCUCACGCCACUUACCACGUAUACUUACACGACUGGAUCCGCCGACACGGAUACCGUAAGUGCAACAGACGAGGAACGGCUACCACCUGGAGGGUUCAGUUUACGACACGGCUUUCCACACUGGUUCGGAAGAGCUCGAAGAUCUGUACCAAAUUCUCGUGAUGUCAGUGCAUCUUCAAAUGUACUUCCUAUGCGUUCCGACUCCAAUGUUACCUCUGGUGUCCUCGGCGGUACCCAGCCAACGGCCGAAUACUCCAUCGUACGCAUGCUAGAGUACAUCCGCUCGACGUUUAGUGAAGAAUCAAUAUUGGACUCACUCCCAUUAGAGGCAGCUGCGAACCCAGGCGCCUACCACGCGUGGCGGGCGCAUCGGGCUCCAGUAUUGCAAUCUCAACAGUCAAACCCAACAUCUCCUAGCCUUGAGCCUUCCACGACGGAGAAUCCAGAGGGUGCGUCUGCACUUGGACGUAAUCGACGACCAGGAGAGUGGAACUGGGAAGGAGUAUGGGAAGAUCGCGUAAGAAAAGCAGUCAAGGCUAGUAUAUCUGAGCCAGUCCUAUUCGGCACUGGCGCUGGGGAAGACAUAAUUCGCUUUCGUGAAGCGGACGACGAGAUGCAUGAGCAGAUGAAGAAGCACAUGGAAGUCGCUGCCGCACAAAUUGGUGAGGCGUAGUUGUCAAUUUAUGGCGUAAGACCUAUAGGGCAUCGAUUCACGUAUGAAUGCAUGAGCACAAAACUCUCCACGGAAACGCAGUUUGAAGUGAAGUUCAACAGCGUGCUCUCCAGGGCAGGAACGCCACAGGUUUGUUGACGCACCCAUUCGCACCUUCCAACUCAUUUCAGCGCUUCUCCUUCUGGAAUACUUACCUCAGCCGACUCUCAUUAUCAUGCCUACGUCUCAAACGCACAUCUCAAUUUACGCAUUGGCUACUCUUCUUAU
Messenger RNA from Alternaria alternata, 1250 nucleotides. RefSeq names its product UBC-like protein. The transcript is spliced from 4 exons. NCBI's taxonomy places the organism in Eukaryota, Fungi, Ascomycota, Dothideomycetes, Pleosporales, Pleosporaceae. The record is from RefSeq and is a predicted model, not a curated record. Bases 48 to 983 code for a protein of 311 amino acids.